AUGGUCAGCUGUCUUAAUGAAGACCCAGAAGGCAGCAGAGUCACUUAUAUGAAAGGAGACCUUUUUGCAUGCCACAAAACAGACUCUCUAGCCCACUCUAUCAGUGAGAAUUGUUGCAUGGGUGCUGGGAUAGCUGUCCUCUUCAAGAAGAAAUUUGGAGGGGUGCAGGAACUAUUAAAUCAACCAAAGAAAUCUGGAGAAGUGGCUAUUUAUGGGAGCUAUAUAUAUUACUUGGAUUGGAUGUGGGCUUGA
This is a messenger RNA of Tupaia belangeri chinensis (Chinese tree shrew), 252 nucleotides long. RefSeq names its product O-acetyl-ADP-ribose deacetylase 1-like. The record is from RefSeq and is a predicted model, not a curated record. Bases 1 to 252 code for a protein of 83 amino acids. NCBI's taxonomy places the organism in Eukaryota, Metazoa, Chordata, Mammalia, Scandentia, Tupaiidae. The transcript is spliced from 2 exons. Gene Ontology annotation, biological process: peptidyl-glutamate ADP-deribosylation.